Molecule: messenger RNA, 1743 nt
Organism: Selaginella moellendorffii
Lineage: Eukaryota; Viridiplantae; Streptophyta; Lycopodiopsida; Selaginellales; Selaginellaceae
Product: far upstream element-binding protein 1
Exons: 7
Coding region: 19-1434 (471 amino acids)
Biological process (GO): regulation of gene expression
Cellular component (GO): cytoplasm
Molecular function (GO): mRNA binding
Source: RefSeq, a predicted model, not a curated record
UUUGGGGGUACAGCAGCUAUGGCGGAGAGCGGGCGCCCAGCUCAUGGCGACUACGAGCGGCGAUCUUCGUCCCCACGGAUGGCCUCCAGUAAGCGGAAAUACGAGGAGCCAGUGGAGGCGCCACCGCGGCAGCCGCCACAGCAGCAGCGUCCUCCUCCGCCGCCGCCGCCUUCUUCCGACAGCCAGCGCCCGUCUUACAAGAGCGUCCCUCCUCCUCUCUCGGGCUUCGAGGCGGCGAAGCAGCGCGCCGAGCAGAUUGCCGCGCGCCUGGUUGGGGAAGUGGAGUACAAGAGAGCCCGGACGAGCGCGGAUGACAACGAUGGCGUGGCCAGCAAUGUGGAGCGCGCCGGGGGACACUAUGGGCAUCAAGAUGAUCGGCCUCCUUCAGAUUCGUACGUCCAGCACCAGACUAAGAGAGUGGACGUUCCUAAUACCAAGGUUGGGCUCGUGAUUGGCAAGGGAGGUGAGACUAUCAGGACCUUGCAACAGCAAUCCGGUGCUAAGAUUCAAGUGACCAGAGAUGCCGAGGCUGAUCCGGGCGCAGUAACAAGGCAGGUUGAGCUCACUGGUACCCCUGAACAGAUUUCUCGGGCCGAGCAACUUAUCAGAGAAGUCGUGGGAGAUCAGGGUAUCGUGGGAGGACCCGUGGGAGGUGGAGGCACUGGCAGUGUUGGAGAUCCAAUACACGUCCGGGUUCCAAAUAACAAGGUCGGUCUGAUCAUCGGGAAAGGUGGUGAGACCAUUAGAAAUCUCCAACAAACAUCCGGGGCACGAAUUCAGGUGCAACAUGAUAGAGAAACGGAGCCAGGUGCCACGGAGAGGAUCGUGACGUUAGUAGGGACCAAGCAACAGACCGACAUUGCAACUGACAUGAUCAAAGAUGUCAUUGGAGAGGGACGCUCGAGGGCCGGAGGCUACCAGCAAGGCUUUCGACCGGCCUGGGGUGGUCAGUCACAGUCCCAGUCCGGCUAUGGCUACCAGCAGCAGCAAGGCUACGGCUCACAGCAGUAUGGAAACUACUGGGACCAAAACCAACAGCAGGGUGGCUCUUACGACUACUACCAAAACUCGGAGGGUGGCGGCCAGCAAAACGAGGGCGAUCCAAACUACAACUAUGGACAGCAGGGGUACUACUACGACCAGCAAGCACCGUACGACCAGCAGUACCCGCAAGGCUACGAUCAAUCAGGAUACAACCAGGCGGGCGGCUACAACCAGGAUCAAGAGUACGCUGGUGCUACUGGCUAUGGCUACGAGUAUGAUCAGUCCUAUGCUUACGAUCAAUCGGGACAGUAUGCUCAAGCAGCCGAGGGAGGAGCAGCAGCUGCGAAUGCCGCUGCGAAUUCUGCUGCUGCCAGUGCUCCAGGAUCAGAGUCUUACUCGCAGCAGCCACCGCCAGCGUCCUCGUCGGCUGCUCAAACGGCUCAUACUUGAUUGAAAGAUGGAUCAUCGCGUCGGUAUGUGGCGAAAAUUUUUUUUUUUCUCGUUUUUUUUCUUCACUUUUCUUCUAUUUCUACUUCUUCUCUACUUGGUUCUUUUGCUUUCAUCUUGCUGGCAGCCAGCAUAAACAGCAGCGCAGCAGCACAGGCUAGGUACUAUUAAAGAAAAAAAAAAGUUUUGGUUUCUUCUCUAACUCUUUUUGUGUGAAAAUUUUGGGCUUUGUGUUAACAAGAUAGAUCAGCUGAUAAGAAAAGAGAGGGUGUUCUUCCUAUUGUUUGGUAUUUACAAAAAGGAAUUUGCGCU